Molecule: messenger RNA, 1142 nt
Organism: Papaver somniferum (opium poppy)
Lineage: Eukaryota; Viridiplantae; Streptophyta; Magnoliopsida; Ranunculales; Papaveraceae
Exons: 1
Coding region: 549-986 (145 amino acids)
Source: RefSeq, a predicted model, not a curated record
UGAUUUUUUUUCAUCUAGAGCAACCUUUUUUUCUCCAUUAUUAGUUGGUUUGCAAGGUCCUUUUUUUUUUACUUGGAAAUCUACAAUCAUUUUGCGACAAAACCCUAGUUCAAAAAUAUGUGUGGAAAGAUAAGAUGGCUGAAGUUGAACAUUGGAAGCGUAUGUAUACAGAGUCAGGGAGAAAUUUUUUUCUUCUUAAGUACAAGAAAAUUGAGUUGGAGAAACGAGUUAACGAACUUGAGAAUCAGUAAGCGUUACGGUUGAUAGAUGAACUUGAUUUGAAACAUUUACUGGAAGAUGUUAAAAUCAAGUACGAUCGAUUGUUGGUGGAGUUUCAGGAGAAGAAAAUUGAGUGCGAGUUGGUAAAGAGUGAGUUGAAGGAGUUGAGUGAGAGUAAGAUUGGUGUCAGAAAUGGACUCAAGGAGUACCAGAUUAUGUGUAAUCGGUGGAAAGAGCGGAGGAAUAAGAGUCUAAAGUAGGAGAAGAGAAUUUCAAAUGAAAGAGAGAAGAAAGAAAAUGAAAGAAUUACAAGUCUGGAAAAAGAAAUUAUGAAGAUGGGAAGUGAUCAGAGGGAGAAAUGUGUUCAGUUCAGUAAGGAGAUUAUGGAAUUGGAGUAUGGAAAACGAAGAGCAGAAGAUGAAAUGGAGAUUUGGAAGAAGAAAUUUAAGGAUUCAGAGUGUGGGAAACAAAGAGUAGAAGAUGAUAUGGAGGUUUGGAAGGAGGAAUUUACGGAUUCGGAGUGUGUGAACCAAAGAGCAAAAGAUGAAAUAGAGAUUUGGAAGCAGGAAAUUGAGGGACUGGAGUCUGAGAGAACAAGAGCAGAUGUUGAAAUUAACCUUUUAAAGAUCAAGUGUAUGGAAUUAGAGAUUCAAGCAGGGGAGAUGCUGAAUCAUGGAGCUGAAUUGGAAGAUUGUAAAGCCAAGUGUCAUGGUUUGUGGGUAGAGCUUAAAGAGAAGGAAGUUGUAUGCAUUGAUCUUCAUCAUUAGCUAAUGGUCUGCAAGACCAAAUGCAAUGGAAUGUAAGAGUGCAUUAUGGAAUUAACGGAAAGCCGACAGGCUGUAUUUGCAAGAGAGAAGACGGCACUGGAAAGAAGUGCUUACUUCGAAAGAUGUGUUAAGAAGGUGAUGAGUGACGAGAGAGAG